CAUGCACAAUAUCGUCAGUGCUGUAGAAGUAGGUGUAUUGUGCUUAGCGCAAUGGCGAAUCCAGAAGUAGGUGGUGUGAAUAGAACUAUAGAAGACGGCAAUGCAGUCGUAAACUCUGGAUCAGGGGCUAAUAAACAAGAUCCAGAUCCAACGUCAGACACAGAGCAGAAUGUUAAUGUGGAUAUGACUAACCAGAGAUCAGGCAGUAAAAAGAAAGCCUGUUUUCAAAUCACAAGUGUGAGCAAGAGAAACGAUACAGAGAAUGACCAAGAUGGGAAUAUGGAUGACCCAGACAGUAAUGAUGAACUAGAUGAGAGUCGAGCAGAUGAAUUCUCAUCUUCAGAACUUGUAGAUUCUUUCAAUGUAUCCAAAAAUAGUAUACACGAUGUAGACCCAUCGGUAGACGAUGGCGGUAACUCUAAAAGUAAAACGAACAGUGCUGUAUCUAGUUCAAUGCCUGCAUCAGCAAGUGCUGAAGAACAGUCGUCAAAUUCAAAUAAUGUUACAUCCAAUGCAAACCAGGCCAAUGGUAAUGGUCCCCAUCGGUUCAAGGUGGUCAAGGUUGCCACCGAACCGAUUAGAAAAGGGAGAUGGACAUGUAGGGACUUUCCAACGGAAACGGCCAAAAGUCAAACAACUCCCGAAGGCUUACGAAAUCAAGACUCGAAUAAAGAAACGUUAGUGCAUUCUGGCAAUUCAAGUGCUGCAAGUUCUGUUCAUUAUAUUCAUGGUCAAGACAAUUCCGAAAAUCCGCUCUUGCAAGUUGACGAGAGCGGGAAGCCUACCGAGUUGAGUAGGAAAUUCAGCACUAAUAGUUUGAAAGACAUGAGAAACCAUAGCGAUACUGGAAUAGAUAAUGACCAAAAGGAUGAUAGGCUUGGUCUGGAUCAGUUAAAGGAUGGAUUACUGGAGCAUGCAUCGGAAUCCACAGAAGGAGACGACGGGUAAGAACAUAAUCUCAUAAGUUAAACAAUAUUAAUUAUACCUAAGGUGACUUUA
Molecule: messenger RNA, 999 nt
Organism: Strongylocentrotus purpuratus (purple sea urchin)
Lineage: Eukaryota; Metazoa; Echinodermata; Echinoidea; Camarodonta; Strongylocentrotidae
Product: TSC22 domain family protein 2-like
Exons: 1
Coding region: 52-948 (298 amino acids)
Source: RefSeq, a predicted model, not a curated record